AUGGCGCGCGACAUCGUCAAGCCGCAUCGCACCAACCAUGUCAGACGUGCUCGCAAGAUCGUGACACGAAGUGCGGCUGCACGUGCUGAGGGCACUGGAGGUAAUUUGCCUGAUGCACCUCACUCGGAGCCAGAUAACAUGUCCACGGACAGUGAGGGAGGCGUCCUACUCGAGACAGCCACGCACUCACAAGCUUUGAGCGAUAGUAAGAGAGGUCCCAGAGUCGUUGAGUCGUCGAGCGAUGACAUGUCGAAGAAUGAAGACCUCGGAAAUACGCGCACCAUCGAGGGCCAACGCGACUACGCAGAUAAAUGCUCACGGUGGAUGGGGGAUCAGCGCAGGAGCGAGAACGCUGCGGAAGCCGCGCAGCCUGCUGUUCCGGUAGAUCUCGAGGAUGAACGCCGAACGCGAUAUCUUGACAUGAUCGAGGCCAGCUGGGGCGCCUCCUGGUCGGGUAAGUUCUGCAAAGCCCAAUUCUUGCCGCAAUUCGAGAACGACGCCGAAACUUCUCGACACCACCUGGUCAGAGAUAUGUCACUGACAUUGGUCAAGCAUUUCGCCGUCGUAUCUGCUUGGGCAACUCUGAAUGAGACUGCUCGAUUGCUCAAGGACCGAGUGGUGCGGCGGCGGCGGGAUCAGGUAGCUCGCGCCAGCGGGCAACCUCCCCACAUCACACCUGCCGAUAUCAAAGGUGUCUUGCUCGAGGAGGUCAAGCUACCCGAAGAUGGAAUGACCUGGGAUCGGCUAGCGAGGGACGGCCUUGUAGAGAGACCGUCGAGUGGGGAGGACUGUUGGAAAUACCAAAGGACCAGCGAUCAGAGCGAGCAGCAUAGUCGAGAUAGGAGACGAAGCUUGGCACUUUCUGGGAGCAUGGCUCGACGCGUUGGCAGCUUCUCGCUGUAG
Molecule: messenger RNA, 903 nt
Organism: Fulvia fulva
Lineage: Eukaryota; Fungi; Ascomycota; Dothideomycetes; Mycosphaerellales; Mycosphaerellaceae
Exons: 3
Coding region: 1-903 (300 amino acids)
Source: RefSeq, a predicted model, not a curated record